AUGGGCAACUACCUUUUCCUUCUCUUUCUCCCUCUCAGCUUGACUGUACAGCUGGCCAAUGCUAUGCUAGGCGAACUUCCAGUCGGCGUGACCGUCUUCGAUGAUGCUAGCACUAUUCUUAUCAGCGCGCAGAAUCUCGGUCGGAAUUCUCCACCCGGUGUAUGCCGAAUCCCAUCCGAUGUCCAAGCUCCGUUCAACGGGGGCAGUACUCCUCUCAGUACUCCUCCUAUGGACAGUAUAGUCACAUAUCUUGCUCUAGGUGUCGGCUAUCAGAACUACACGUGUGAUGCCUCGUCUACAGACCCCCCAGUGCCCAUUGGCGCCACUGCCAAUCUCUUUGAUGUAUCCUGCAUGGCAGAAAACACUAAUUUCCUAGCUGGGCUCCCUAGGGCUCUUCAAUAUAUGUCCCCUGAUUCUGUCGUUCUAGCCGCAGUGGUUUUGGACAAAUUUACUGCCUCAAUUAAUGACACGACCAACGGCUUCCUCCUCGGCAGCCACUACUUCACCGGCUCUCCUGCCCAGGCAACUUUCGACCUCUCUCUGAUGGGGGGCAGUAUCAUACAAGGUGCAAAACUUAGCUCAUCCACUGCUCCGACCACCGCGCCUUCUAUGUCGGUGGAUUGGCUAAGACUUGGGAACAUAACUCCAGUUGGAAUAGACACUACUAAUAUCACCGAUAUCUACCGUGUUUGGACUGCUGGUGGUCAGCCAGGCAAUUGUGCAAAGAAAGCAGAAACACUUACGAUAAAAUACUCGGCUAUCUACUUUUUCUACUCCUGA
Messenger RNA from Talaromyces atroroseus, 780 nucleotides. RefSeq lists its product as hypothetical. The record is from RefSeq and is a predicted model, not a curated record. NCBI's taxonomy places the organism in Eukaryota, Fungi, Ascomycota, Eurotiomycetes, Eurotiales, Trichocomaceae. Bases 1 to 780 code for a protein of 259 amino acids. The transcript is spliced from 2 exons.